Messenger RNA from Penaeus vannamei (Pacific white shrimp), 3566 nucleotides. Lineage: Eukaryota; Metazoa; Arthropoda; Malacostraca; Decapoda; Penaeidae. The record is from RefSeq and is a predicted model, not a curated record.
GUAGUUGCUCAGCUGUUUUCGGUUGCGUUGGACGGGCGGCUUUCGUGUCCCCGCAUUUCCUAUUUAUUUAUGUGUCCUCUUCGCAGUCCUUUAAUACUCGUUGUCUUUCCCUUCUCCUUCACUAUCUCUGGAAGAAAAAGGUGUAAUCUCAUCGGUGUCUGAAUUAAUCCGUCCACGAUAAGUAUAUAUUUUGAUGUGGUUUUCAGUAUUUUAGCGACAAUUCAUUUCAUAGUAUGAGUUAAACGUGCGUCGUCUGCGAUCAUGUGAGAAUUGAAGAAGAAAGAUGAAAAACUAGUAUUAUUAAGUGAACUGGACCUUUUUAUGUGAUUUGAUCAAUACCUUGAUAUCAACCGAGUGUGAAGAGACGGUAGAAAAUUGAGGAUUGAUCUAGAUAAAGUGUGAAAAAGGGAGAGAUGGGAAGUUUGAAAAGGACUGUGGGUGCUACUGGGAGAACCUCUUCCUUACCUGCCCCAAAGGUUCCCGCGACCAAGAAAUUAGCGACAGAUGCCUCCGUUGUGUUAACAGAGGACACUGACAGUUUUAUCAUUGGAGACCGAGUGUGGGUUGGUGGUACGAAGGGGGGGCAUAUUUCCUACAUUGGAGAAACACAGUUUGCCCCUGGAGAGUGGGCAGGAGUUACUCUUGAUGAACCCAUUGGCAAGAAUGAUGGAAGUGUGGCAGGUGUGCGUUACUUCCAAUGUGAGGCCAAGAAAGGUGUUUUCUCUCGCCUCACCCGCCUGUCUCGAACACCUCUCACUGACCAGGACAUCGAGAUCCUGACAUCCAGAUCUUCCACCGUAGGAUCAGACUCCCCAAAGACCAAUGGUACCCCAGCAGCUAGUGUGGCCUCGGGCCCUACAUCAUCUACCACACGUAAGGUUACUCCUGCCAGUGCCCCAACAGGCUCCACUGCUUCCUCCACCUCUGCUGUUGCUGCUAAGUCAGGUUCUCCUGCUCCUGCUUCUACUCCAAGGAAAGCUUCUAAUGCUACCCCAGCUUCUGUAUCCUCAGACUUGAAAGUAGGAGACCGUGUAGUUAUCAACAGUGCUUCAGGAGUCAAGCAUGGCACACUGCGCUUUAUAGGAAAGGCAGAUUUUGCCGAGGGCAUUUGGGCUGGGGUGGAAUUGGAUGAGCCCAAUGGCAAGAAUGAUGGUUCGGUGGCUGGCAAAAAAUAUUUUGAGUGCAAAAACAAGUAUGGGUUGUUUGCCCCAGUGGCCCGCGUGAGCAAGUUCACAGGGGGUUCAGGAACCCCGCGCCGUACUUCCUCCCUGUCCCAGACCCCCCGGGGCUCCCUCCGCCGUUCCAACAGCAAAGAGUCUAUUGGUGGAUCUUCUGUUGCCUCUUCCACAACAUCAUCCAUUCGGGGUACCAGGGAAGCGCUAGCAGAAAAAACCCAACAUGUUGAUCAGCUGAUGAGAGAGCGUGAUCUGGAGAGGGCGGAGGUAGCACGGAUGGCUGCCCAGGCAGAUGAGGCUACCAGAGCAGCUCAGGACAUGCGGAUGCAACUUGAUCAGCUACAAGUGGAGUCGGAGGAGCGCCUGCAUGACCUGGGUGAACGGGUGCGGCUACUAGAGAAAGAGCGGGAAGACAUUCUCACCAAAUUGGAGGACAAGCAGAGAGAGGUAGAUGAUCUGGCCUUCCGUCUGGAGGAAGAGUCCAUCACCAAGGCCGAUCUUGAGAAAUUGGAACGCCUGAAAGCAAGUCAGAGCACAACAGACGGAGAGUACAUCAAAGAAAUGAAGAAGGAGGUAGAAGAACUAAGAAAAAAACUCAAAGAACGGGGAACCAUAGAAGCUAACAGGGCAUUUGAGAUGGAGGAAUUGGAGAUUAAUCUGAGAGCUAGUGUGGAAGAACUUCAAGCUAAGGUGAUGGACAUGGAAAGGGAAAAGGAAGAACAAGAUAAAGUCCUGUUGGAAAAUAUUGAGAUGAUAAAGUCCCUCAAGACAAGCAAUGAGGCCUUGAAAAAUGACAUCAGUGAACGUGAGCAGAAGAUCCAACUCCUGGAAUCAAAGCAGGAGGAAGACGGUGCAAAAUCAAGGGAGAAGUCAACAGAAAUUGGCGAGAAGGAUGCGAAGAUUAGGGAGCUACAGCUUGAGGUUGAGAGGAAAGGGAAGGACUUUGAAGAUGUGUCCCAGCAGGUGGAGGAGGUCCUACAGGACAUCGUUAAGGAGAGACAAGAAAAAGACGUUCUUCGGAAGGAGAUAGAGGGACUCAAAACACAGCUCAGUUCAGGCUCAAGUGAGUCUUCAGGUCUUUUACUUGAACUUGACAAGGUGAAGGAAGAACUUGCGGCUGCCACUAGUCAACUUCAGGAAGUGAAUAACAAAAUCAAAAAUGUUGAAAUGGAGAAGACCAAAGCUGAGGAAGAACUCAAGCAGGCUAGCGGUUCAGCUUCAGAUAUGUCAGUCCAGCUCAAGAAUGUCACAGCUAAGCUGCAGGAUACGGAAAAAGAACUAUUGAUUUUCAAGGGGAGGCUUGAGAAAGCAGAAGUGUCCCUUAGAAGUGAGCAGGAAGGCAAGCUCUCCCAGACUGAAUCAGUGGAGAAACAGUUGUCAGAGUUAAAGGAACAGCACUCACAGCAACUUCUUAAUUAUGAAGAACAGGUCAAAACAUUGGAAGCCACAUUAGCUGAAAAGACAAUGGAGAUCAGUGAGUUUGGCAGGCAGAUCACGGCUGCAAGUUCCCAUGUGAGUGCCCUGGAAGAGCAGAAGAAGCAGCUGGAGGAACAAGUCGCAUCACAUCUGGCCUCCUCGUCAGAUUCCUCACAACAGCUGACCACCCUUAACAACCAACUGCGGGAGAAGGAAAAGCAAUUGGAAACCAUUCAGGAACAACUGCGUGAAAAGGAAGCGGCCCUCUCUCGGGAGGUGGAGACGAGGGAGAAGGAGAACCAGGCAGUACUCCAGCAGGCCAAAGAAGCUAAAGAGAAAUCUGAGGCUGAGUUGCAGAUGCUGAAGGAGAAGCUGAGUGAGAUGGAGAAAGAAGCUGAUGAAAGCAAGAGCCAAGUGGAGGCCCUAAAGAAACAACAUAAGACAGAAAUGGAGGAGUUGAUGAAGCAGAAGGAUUUGGAGAUCUAUGAGUCCCAAGAACAGUUGAUGCUGAAAGAGGCUGAAGUUACAACAUUAGAGGAGACACAGAAGAGUUUGGAGAAUCAAGUGAAGGCCAUGACCUGUGAAUCAGCUGACAAACAGGGAAGCAUGGAGAAGGCACUUGCUGACAUGAGAACAGAGUUGGAUAAUCUAGUCAAGGAGAAAAACGAGAUGGUUAGGAGGAAGACGGAAUUAGAGGAACAAAUAUCAAGUCUGGAGAAUGAUAACUGCAAGCUACGAACAGAGCAGGAAGCGAACCUCUUGGCUGUGACCGAGAGGGAUCAAAAGGUGGCAGCCUUGAAAGCAGAGGUGGAACACUUGAUGACCUCCUUCAACAGCCACCGAGAAGACCUUCAAAAACAGCUGAUGCAAGUGCAGGCGGAUAAGGAGGCAAUGGCAGAGAUCCAGAAGACAUUGUACGUCUGUCUUCCAUGGCUCUUCUUACUUAGCCCCCCCCCCCCCCUUCCUUUCUUGUGA